AUGAGUAAAUCCUUCUUCAGCAAAGUUUUAGUUGGAGUAGGAGCUGUCGGAGUAACUGAUUUGUUAUAUCAGCAUGAUUUUAAAGGUAAGUGUUACCUGUUUUUCUAUAUUUUCGUUCAGAUUUCAAAGGAUUCAGUUUGAGGCCUAGGAUAGCACUUGCGGAAGCAAAGGUAUGUGUUUAUUCUUCUGGGUAUAUUUGUUAAAUUUAGGUUGAGAAGGAUGGUACGAUACCGUACUUGUUGAUUGGUGCUGGAACAGCUUCGUACUUUGCUGCUCUAUCAAUCAGAGGUCGAGAUGCAAAAGCAAAAGUUCUCAUAAUCGGGGAUGAAUCACAUUCCUCAUACAACAGAACAGCUUUAUCAAAAGGUAAGUAUUGUUUUCGAAAUCUUAAUGUUAGUUCAGAUUUGUGGUGGCACAACUACGACCCUACCGAUCCCUAUUCCCUUGAGUAUGCUGGGUAUAAAGGGCGAAGAAAGCACGUUGGAUACGAAGCAGAAGGCUUCUACAUUGACUACAACAAAUUGGACGAGUUCCCGAAUGGUUGUGUCGGUUUGAUUAGGAACACAAAAGUAACACGGAUUGAUGCUGACAAGAAGAUUGCCUAUCUUAACAAUGGAAGGACCAUCAAAUUCGACAAGUGUUUGAUAGCGACAGGUAAAAGACUAAAACUUUUGAUAUGUGAUUAUUCAAGUCAAAGUAGUUUUAUAAAAUAAUUUUUUUGUAUUUUAGGAGCCUCGCCAGUGUUGUCUCCAGUGUUUGAUAAAGAAGAGCUCAAGGGCAAAGUCUUCAACUUUAAAAACGUAUGUCAAGUUUUAUUGCGACUCAAACCCUAUAAAACCACUUUUUUAUUACUUUUGUGCUCAAUGUUAUCAUAUUUUAGAUUGAGGACUACAUAAAACUGAGGAAGGCGGUUCAGCCAGGUACAAAGAUUGCUGUCCUUGACGGAGGGUUACUUGGAACGGAACUCUCAUUCUCUGUGAAACACUUUAACGAUGGCGUAGAAGUGAUCCAGCUGGUGCCAGAGACCGUGUGUUUAGAAAAGAUCCUUCCAGAAACAUUGGCUAAAGAAUGUCAGGAGAGUACCGAAGAAAGUGGAGUACGAGUGAUAAGGAAUGUUGAUGUAGAGUCAGCUACAAAACUGCCGAAUGGGAAGGUUUACUUGAAACUGAAAACUGACAGAGGCACGAUUACUGUGCUAGUGGAUUACGUAGUCGACGGCCGAUCAUGGAAACCGAAUGUUGAGAUAGCCGAGAACUCGAGGCUUGAAUUAGACCCUGUUAACCAAGGUAUUGUGGCUAAUGCUCAGAUGUUGGUGAGGAAGGACAUCUACGCUGCUGGAGAUGUGGUGUCAUUCUACGAUCCGGUGCUGGGAAGAAUGAGAAAACAGCAGAUCGAGCACGCUGAGAUCACAGGACGAUGUGCUGGAGAAAACAUGAGUGGAGGGACAAGAAUAAUGCCUCGGAGAGCUUCCUUCAGGUCUAGGAUUGGAGAAACAUUAUUCUUGGAAGGCGUCGGAUUCACAAAUCCAAAGUUGAAGACUGUCGUGUACAGGGCUGACGUAGGUUACUGUAUUUUAAAUUUAAGUUGAAAAAAUGAUUGCGUUUUGAAAACUUUGUUUUAAAAUUUACUUUUCUGUCUUUGAAGAAACAUUUCGAACUCUUAUCCAAUUAUAGAACAAGGAGAGCUUUCCACGGUGGAUAUGCUUCUACCUAUACAACGAUCGUAUCGUCGGCGUUAUAACGUGCAACAUGACCUACACGUUGGAGUACGCCAGGAAGCUGAUCGAAGACGCUCGAUUGCAGACUGACAUGCAUGAAGUUGCCAAAUUGUUUACGUUAUACAAGGCUGAGAAGCCUGAGGAAGAAGAGUCAUCGGAUGACACACCUCCUUCUAGUUAG
Bursaphelenchus okinawaensis is the source of this 1898-nucleotide messenger RNA. The record is from the annotation of a GenBank genome assembly. Lineage: Eukaryota; Metazoa; Nematoda; Chromadorea; Rhabditida; Aphelenchoididae.